CUCAAGCGGUGGCCUGGCAGCUGCGCACCUCACCGGCCUCAGGCAGCCAAGCCCCGAACUAAGAGAGCAUCCUCACCUGGUAAGAGGGAGGAGGGGAACUUGGUGCGAGCCUCCUGCGGCGCCAGAGAGCCCCCGGAGCCCACCCUGCCGCGGCGGUUGUUAAUGCCUGGGAGCAACCAAGGUUCAUUUGUUUUCUUUCCGGAUGUUUGUCUUAAACAUGGACAAAUACACCGCCUUCCAGGGUCGUACUGUUUACCUUGCCAGCAGAACAUCUUUUUACUUCAAGACGUUUGAUACUCCCAAUCUCUGAAUUCUGGUGUUUAUGUUGAAUAUGCCUUAUUAGCAUACUAAAAUGGCUGUACCCAAAGACGCCAUCCCUUCCUUGUUGGAAUGCCGGUGCCAGAUCUGUGUGGAAAUCCUAAUUGAGCCGACACUCGCUUGUAACCACACGCUCUGUAAACCAUGCUUCCAAUCGACUGUCGAAAAGGCAAAUUUGUGCUGUCCCUUCUGUCGAGGCCAGGUCUCUUCAUGGACUCGGUACCGUACCCGAACAAAUUCUCUUGUCAAUACGGAACUGUGGGAGAUAAUUCAAAAACACUAUCCAGAGGAAUGCAAGCUUAGAGCCUCUGGGCAAGAAUCAGAGGAAAUUGUUGAUGACUAUCAGCCAGUUCGCCUAUUAAGUAAACCUGGGGAAUUAAGAAGAGAAUAUGAAGAGGAGAUAAGCAAGGUGGAGGCAGAGCUACAAGCCAAUGAGGAAGAAGAAAACAAAGCCAGUGAAGAAUACAUACAGAGAUUACUGGCAGAGGAGGAAGAAGAGGAAAAGAGACAGGCAGAAAAAAGGCAAAGAGAGAUGGAAGAACAACUGAAAAGUGAUGAAGAGCUGGCAAGAAAGCUAAGCCUUAAUAUUAACAAUUUCUGUGAGGGGAGCAUCUUGGCUUCGCCCUUGAAUUCUGAAAAAUCUGAUCCAGUCACAACCAAGUCACAGAAGAAAAGUAAGAACAAACAAACAAACACUGGACAUAUUCAAAAGUAUUUGUCACCUAAAUCUCAACUUGGGUCAGCAUCACAGUCUGAAGUUGUACAAGAAGACAGGAAAGACUCCAUAUCUAAGGAAACUGACAGCAGUGAUGUGAAGAGCCCGACAUGGCAAGACACAGAAAUUGAGGAAGAUAUGCCAACACUUUCUCCUCAGAUAUGCCUUGAAGUUCAACAACAAGGUGCACAAUCCUCAGUGGAGUCACCUAUACCUCAGUUAUGUGCCAGUGGUAGAGAAUGGCGCCUUGAAGGAAAAGUCAAAACAAGACCAAGCAAUCAUGAAAAAGAGUUAUGUGUCAUAAAUCAUGAGGGACCUGAAGCCAGAGUUCCCUACUCUGGAGAAGCUGCAGUUAAGCCUUGUGGCAAAACAGAGAGUCGGUGCACUGUAUCAGAUAUGACACUUGAGACAGAAAAUGAAGAGUCUCACCUACUGAUCAGUAAAGAUAUCUCCAAAAGAAAAAACCAGGAAUCUUUGUCUGAAGCUGUCAAGGAUCCAUGCUUUUCUGCAAAAAGAAGAAAAAUGUUCCCCAAAGCUUCCUCAGACCAAGAAGAAACAGAAAUCAACUUUACCCAAAAACGGAUAGAUUUGGAAUGUCUACUUUUUGAGAGACGUAAACAAGAAGAACAGGACAGGUUAUUAGCAUUACAGCUUCAGAAAGAGGUGUAUCAAGAACAAAUGAGGCCAAACAGGCAAAAAGGAUCCCCAGAUGAAUAUCAGUUAUGUGUUACAUCCUCACCUCCAGACAAAUUACUAAAUGGACAAAGGAAGCAUUCCAAAGAUAGAAACUUCAAAAGACAAACUGAUCUAGAGCAUCCAAAACCUAGGAGAGGCUCAAAAAAUGAAAAUUGGCAACCUUCUUUUAAGAUCCAGUUGAAACGUUCAGUUAAUGGAAGAAAGAUAACAAAUUCUACUAGAGAUAAUUGUAAUGUACCUAAAACUCCUCAUUCCCUACAGCCUAGUAAGUCACAGAAAAGUAUUUUUCAGAUGUUUCAGAGAUACACAAAGUAGUGCUUGGGUAAGGGGAGUGUUGUAUAAUCUAGUGAAGUUCUCUAUCAUAUAUUCUUUAUACAUUUUUCAUUAAUUCUGCUCCGUGGGCAUACUCACUGUCCUUAAUUAAAGGACGGCGUGAUUACAGGGGAGGAAUAUACAAAUGUGUUGCUGCCAAACUUGGUUGCAAGGAAGAGUCCCACUCCUUUCCUUUUUUAAUAACUGGUGUACUAA
This is a messenger RNA of Kogia breviceps (pygmy sperm whale), 2257 nucleotides long. The record is from RefSeq and is a predicted model, not a curated record. Lineage: Eukaryota; Metazoa; Chordata; Mammalia; Artiodactyla; Physeteridae.